AUGGAGUCAUUUGUCAGCGCUUUCUUCCGAAUCGACACCGACGGGGAUGAUGUGAUUACAACGGAUGAUUUGAGAUACUACGUGGAGAAAAACAAUCUGGACCAUGAAAUGAUCACGAAAUGGAGCGAAUUAUUCGACAAGGACCGCAGUGGAAGGAUAACGCUGACCGAGUUCUGUGACACUCUUGGACUAAAGGCGACGGAGGUUCGAGCAAAACGGAUGGACAUGAUCUCAAACGCUGGAGGACUGCGGGAAGGCAUUCGCGUGAUUUCUACGACGAUGACAUUAGAGGACCAGAUCGCAAUCAGCGAGGAAACAUGGAAACUGGUACAUGAUCCAUCGGUUAAGAGAAACGAGCUGGCCGACCGGAUCAAACAGUAUCUGGAUCAGACAUACAAACCGGCUUGGCAAGUCGUCAUUACUACUGGUUCUUAUUGGGCCAGCUACGCCCAUUUGCCAGGAAGCUCCUUCAUUUACCAACUGGAUGAUCUAUUUUACCUGAUUUGGAAGACAGGGAACUGA
This is a messenger RNA of Dicrocoelium dendriticum, 522 nucleotides long. The record is from the annotation of a GenBank genome assembly. Lineage: Eukaryota; Metazoa; Platyhelminthes; Trematoda; Plagiorchiida; Dicrocoeliidae.